ACAUUUAGGCUAUAUCAUGUUUUAAAUUUCUAUAGCAUUGUAUAAUUAAUAAUAAUAAUAUGUCUAUAUGACUCUCAACCAUGUUUAAAUGAACCAGGGAUGAUUUUUCAAAAAUUUUAACACAUCCAAUGGAAAAGAUUUGAACAUGCAAGAUUCAGUCUCAAUGUUUCUGUCAGCAAGUGACAGUGUCAAGGUAUGGGAUGCAGAACAUAUGAGAACAUUAAGGCAGUAUAAUUGCCAUGAUUCUUCAUCUGGUUCAAACUUUAAAGAUGUUGCAUGGAAUUAUGAUAAUACUGAACUGGCAAGUGUAUCCACAACUGGAGGUAUUGUCUUGUAUGAUUGGGCAAGCAGUGGAGGAAAUAAUAAUAUAAACUAUCGAGAACUCUCUGAAAGCACUGAACAAACUUCUGUUUGUUUUGGACACACUGGCUCCUCUCUAUUUUCUGGUGGCACCACAGGGGAUAUAAAUUUAUGGAAUUGCAAAACUGGAAAGAGAGUGAAGACUUUCAAUGAGUGCCAUCAGUCACCAGUCAAACGUAUUGAUAAAAUAGCUGAAGACAAAGUAGUUUCUGCAUGUGCUGCAGGGGAAAUUAUUGUAUGGAAAAUAGAAUCUGGUUCUGUUUGUACAAAAUUAAAAGCAUCUAAACCACAGUCUGUACGUGGAUUGGAACAGUCACCGUGGGUGACAACUACAUUGGGUACCACAUCAGACGAUGGGGCUGUUCAUAUCUGGAAUACUGAAAAACAAGCGACGAAACAUGUAUUUACAUCUCAUGAUGCCCCUGCAAUGGAUUUAUCGUUUUCCCCUUUGAAUCAUUUACUACUCUCAUCGUGUGGAUUGGACAAGAAGGUUAUAUUUUAUGACAUUCAGGGUAAUAAUGUUGUUAAAACUAUAAACAGUAGUCAACCAUUGACUGCAGUAUGUUUUUUAAGUAAUGGUGUCCAUGUAUGUGCAGGAAGCUCCAUGGGAAACAUUUAUAAAUAUGAUUUAAGGAAAGCCGAAGAACCUUUAUACAGUAUUCACGCCCACUCAACCUCAAUACAAAGGCUUGUUUCACAAACAAGUAAACAAAAAUAUCUUCGAAAAAGCUCAAGGACAUCGAGAUCUAGUUCUUCUAAACAGUCUGGGCAGAAAACACAAAAAAAAGAUACACAACAAAAGGAUGAACUGAAGCCUUCAGCAUCAGAAAAAUUCAAAAGCAAUGCUAAGUCACCACAAGAUCACGCAAAGAACAGAAGAUCCUGGUCAAACAAAGUUCCUGAUAUUGAAGUUUCAUCCAAUGAGAUAAAACCGAUAAAUGGUGAUGGUAUUAUGAGUCCUACCAAUAAAAUCAUACCUGGUAGGAAUAGCCAACUUGAAAAAAAUAUAGGUCUUCAAACUCCUGCAAAUCGAAGUGUUGCAUCAAUUCGAAGAGACACUAUGGGCUCGUACUGUGAGGGAAUAUUCUCUCCUGUUGCUAGUGUGAACGAUAGCAUACAAGAUGAUGCAGCAUUCAUCCCUGCAAACCCCAGUCAAAACAAACCUCAAAGGACAAGCAGGGGGUCUUUGCUUCCAAACUCUGGUUUCAUUCAUCCUAUUACAAGAAACUCUGCUAAUCGUUUGCCUUCGGAACAAAAUGGGGAAAUAAAUAAAGCUCAUACUCCAUUCACUAGAGAAGAGGAGAGCACAGCUCGGGGUAGCAUCAGUGGACAGCUGGGCAGAGGCUCACGGAGUGAUACAAGGGUAAAUCAUUCAACUCCUCUUAUGAACAGUGCAUCAGCGAUAUCAGUUAAUGGCGCAACAGCAUCGAAUUCCUCUCUCAGUCCAACCAGCGAAAAUGCUUCUGGGAAACUCCGACCGCAGAGUGAGGAUUCCACUUUAAAUGAUUUUGUGAAUGGUGGUGCAGUCACAGAUGCGUCGUCAACACCCCAUCUACAACCAGACUAUAUUCAAUCAAAUCCUUUUCAAUAUCAGCUCGAUUUUCUACAAAACACUGUACAAGAGAUGGUGGAAGAACAUGAAGAUAACAUUCGUGAUGAACUAAGACAUUUGCAUUUGCAAUUGAUUAAAAUGUUUGCGGAACAAAAUGAGAGAAUAAGGCAACUUGCUGAGCAGUCAUCUGUAAAUCCUCUCCUAUUACAAGAAAUUGAAAGAUUGCGUAUUGAAAAUGAUAGAUUGCGAAGAAAGUAUUAAGUAUGGGGUACCUUGCUUCUGUUAUCGAAUUGAAUGACAAAACAGCCAGGUGUAAAAAAAGUAAUUCGACAAUCGACUUGUGCAAGAACCAAACCCAACUAUGAUUGGAAUUGUUUCGCCAAACUAAAAGUGUCUUUCAGAAUUCCUUCAGAGUUAUACAAUUUAUCACAAAGUUAUCCUUUUUUUUACAAAGCGUAGUGUCUGUUGUAUUCAACAUCUGACAUAUGGCAAAUCAUUGCAAAAUGCUGAUAAAAAAUGUUCUGAUUAAGUUUUUUGUCAUAUAUAUUUAUAUAAAUCAUUGGAACAUUUGAUUAAAUUCAAGUUUAAAAAAUUUAUUAUGUUAUUAUACUAAAUCGAAUUAUUCUUUUGGGGGAAUAAAUCUGUAUUUAAAUUUUGUCAAUAUGUUGCAACAGUUCACAUUUGAUGAAAGUAAAUCAGAUGAAUGUUCCCAGCUCUGUUAAAUUCCAUGCUAAUGGUUAUGGUUAAAUAAAAUUGUUUUGUGAGGAGUCUACAGACCUUUGCUUAUUUAAAAAAUAUUUACUGUUUAUACAACUUUCUAACCAUUCAUAGUUUCUCAAUUAACAAUGCCCAAUCCAAAUAACUUUUAAUCUAUACAUUAUUUGAGAAGAAUGUUAAAGUGCCUUUUGCCUCGGUUUUCUACUAGAAUUGUGUCGUGAUGCAGCUGGCUGUUCACUCUUGAUGCCAAAGUUUUGUUUAUAUGAUGCCUUGCGUAUCUCAAUGUUGAUAUUCUGUGCCUUUUGUGAAUUGAUAUCUAUAGUAGGCGUAGCGAGAUAGUUAAAGAUAUUACUCUUGCAUGCUUGCCUAGAUUUAUUUGUUACCAAAUAUAACGUUUCAAUAUAAA
Messenger RNA from Styela clava, 3035 nucleotides. Lineage: Eukaryota; Metazoa; Chordata; Ascidiacea; Stolidobranchia; Styelidae. The record is from RefSeq and is a predicted model, not a curated record.